Molecule: messenger RNA, 366 nt
Organism: Zonotrichia albicollis (white-throated sparrow)
Lineage: Eukaryota; Metazoa; Chordata; Aves; Passeriformes; Passerellidae
Gene: CABP4
Product: calcium binding protein 4
Cellular component (GO): cytoplasm
Molecular function (GO): calcium channel regulator activity; calcium ion binding
Source: RefSeq, a predicted model, not a curated record
CACGCUGCCGCCAUCAAGACCUAUUCCCCCUUCCUCAACACCGUCUUCGGCAAGGAGCGGGAGCUGUCACCGGAGGAGCUGGAUGAGCUGCUGGAUGCCUUCAAGGAGUUUGACACGGACCAGGAUGGCUACAUCAGCUACAAGGAUCUGGGCGCCUGCAUGCGCACGCUGGGCUACAUGCCCACCGAGAUGGAGCUCAUCGAGAUCUCCCAGCACAUCAAGAUGAGGAUGGGUGGCCGUGUGGACUUCGAGGACUUUGUGCAGAUGAUGGGCCCGAAGCUGCGGGAGGAGACGGCGCACAUGGUGGGCGUGAGGGAGCUCAAGAUCGCCUUCCGCGAGUUCGACAUGAACGGGGACGGGGAGAUC